AUGGCACUCGGCUGUUACGCGCGCCAGUAUUACAUCCGUAGUCCACUGGGCUGGCUUAAAGAUACUGCUCCCCGACUACCCGAAGCCAUGUCUGAGUACAUCAGAGUGGCAGGGCCCUGGGAAAUGGUGUGCAUGGGUUUCAUGAGUCCCAUUUCCCUCGCCUCCGUGGAAGUCCACGACUACAUUUUGAUCAAUGUCGAUUAUCUGACCAGGUUUCUUAAUGCCACCGCUAGUGUCCAGUCCACUGCUGAAGAGUUAAAGUUGUACGUCGGACAUCCUGAGGAUGGAUGGAGCAAGCUGGGUGUGGUGGUCAGCUCAACCGACAAGCCAACAAUGUUCCAUCGACAAGAGAAGUUGGACUAUUGCAGACAACGUUGA
Trichoderma atroviride IMI 206040 is the source of this 378-nucleotide messenger RNA. RefSeq lists its product as uncharacterized. Gene Ontology annotation, molecular function: nucleic acid binding. The record is from RefSeq and is a predicted model, not a curated record. NCBI's taxonomy places the organism in Eukaryota, Fungi, Ascomycota, Sordariomycetes, Hypocreales, Hypocreaceae.